UUAAUAUAUAUAUAAAUAUGGAGGGCAAAAGGGAGUUUGAAAGCCUCGCCCCAUAAGCUUCUCUCCCUACCUCUACCCUGCUAUUUGCAGGUAGAGGCUUCCGCAGAAAAACGCAAUACACACCACUUACUGUGUGUAACGGAAAAGAGAAACAUACGUUCAAUUUUGGAAAAAUAAUGACGGAAUCCAUGCCGGAAAAUGACUUCAAUGUUGCCUCUGACAAGACAUCCGCCGUCGCCGCCGAUGAUGGCAAGCCGCCGCUGGUCAACGCGGAGAGAAAGAAGAAAAAGAGCGGAGCCUUCGGCAUUUUCCGGGCGGCGCUGCUAAUGCUGCGUAAACGGCCGGGGGAGAAAAAGGCGGCGAAGAAAACGGCAUCCAAACAGAAAAGUACGGCUUCAAACGGCAGUUGGGCGAAGCUAGUUGGAUCUAUGCGCCCCUUGAGUGGCCUGCAGGAAGCCCCUGCGUCGCCGCCGCAUCAGCCGCCGCCCGUCGCCGCCGAAGAUGGGGAAGCAAACCCCCCGCAGAAGCAGGCGUCGGCUGUCGCCGAUGAAGGCGCAAUUGAGGAUGAAGAAACAAUUCCGGCGCAGAAAUCGGCGUCGGCGUCGCCGGAUCCGGCAGAAAUCAGCAGAGAGGAAACAAUAUCGGCGGCGUCUCCGGCGGCAUCUUCUUCAUCUUCAUCAUCAUCAUCAUCAUCUUCAUCACGCGGCACGAUGAGCCAGUACGCGUCGGCGGCGAGCCUUCGAGAUCUGUAUAACAGCAGCGACGAUGAAGACGAAGAAGAAGAAGAAGAUCCAGAUGAGGUGUUCGACGCAAUAACAGGAGAUGAAAUGAUUGACGCAAAGGCCGAGGAAUUCAUUGCUCAAUUUUACAAACAAAUUCAACUCCAAAACACUGCCAAAUCUCACCACCACCAUUAUUACAGGGGAAUUUAAUUUAAUUUAAUUUAUA
Molecule: messenger RNA, 948 nt
Organism: Erythranthe guttata (spotted monkey flower)
Lineage: Eukaryota; Viridiplantae; Streptophyta; Magnoliopsida; Lamiales; Phrymaceae
Source: RefSeq, a predicted model, not a curated record